AAUCAGGAUAUGUAAUGGCAGAGAAGCGGUAAACUGUGGGCACCGGCCCGGUUCGUGAGACCGCGAAGAUGAACAAAUUUGUGUUGGGCAAUUCUGUUGGGGAGGGAUUGGAAACUCCUCUUCGCGCGGAAGUUUGUGGAGUGGGAGUCUUGAAUUUACUUCUCUGAGCUUCAAUUUCUGGUGGUGCUCUGCAAAUCCUUCUUCUUCACGGUUCUAUUUUUCUCCGACUGGCCGCCUACCAUCUUCAUACAAUGUCGAUAGUUAUUCGAAGACUAAUUUACAGAGGCAUCCAGACGUCUUCCGAGUCUCCUACAAGGAUGAUCAGGUUCAAGCUUGACGCUCCUCGUCGGGUGGAAGUAGAAUUCAGUGAUGGUAGUUUGUUUAGUUUGUCUGCGGAAUUUCUUAGAGUGCAUAGUCCUGCUGCUGAUAGCAAGAUUCGGACUGUCGGUGGUGAGAAGGUAAUAUAUGGUAGAAGGCAUGUGGGUAUCAUGUCUGCUGAGCUUGUUGGAAACUAUGGAAUAAGAAUAAGCUUUGACGACUUGCACAGAACUGGCAUUUAUACAUGGGACUACUUCUAUCAUCUGGGAACCAAUAAGUUCACACUUAUGAGGAAUUACAUAAAGACAUUAAAGAGACAUGGUCUGAGCCGAGAUCCACGUGUAAGAAAAGACAUAAAAACAUAACCUAUGAUGCACCUACUGAUGAUUUCUGUUUUUUUGGUUGUACACUUUCAGGAUCCAUGCAAAAUAAAGGAAGCAUGAUGGUCCUGUUGAAAAGAAAAUGCAUUUGAGUGUUAAACUUGGUAGUUGUCAGGCAUCUUCCUGUGCAUUUCAUCUCACAAUCCUCUCAAUUUUUGGUUUAAAUUGAAUGCUCUUCCUGCUUUCUUCAUUCAUGUGAAUGCCUCUGGUCUAGGCAGGUAGGUGUUAAUGGUUGAAGGCCUUCCAUUCAGCUGCAUGUAUUUGACUUGUUACUUGUAUUGCAAUUUGAAUCAUGUUAUUGUUUUCAUAA
Messenger RNA from Nymphaea colorata (pocket water lily), 1008 nucleotides. RefSeq lists its product as uncharacterized. NCBI's taxonomy places the organism in Eukaryota, Viridiplantae, Streptophyta, Magnoliopsida, Nymphaeales, Nymphaeaceae. The record is from RefSeq and is a predicted model, not a curated record. The transcript is spliced from 4 exons. The coding region runs from base 252 to 683 and encodes 143 amino acids.